GCGAGAAGACUGCAGCCCCGCGGUGGGUGACCCACGGCGGCGGCUGUGCUGCAGGGUGCAUAGCUGGGGGCGCUUCCGAGGCUCCCGGUGUACCAGCGGGCCCGCAAAGAUCAUUGCUUGCCUCGGCCGCACGCCGCCUUCUUCCCAGGCCGAGACCAGCGCCGGCACCAUGUCGGCCUAUUCCAAGAACUACAACCCGUUCGACGACGACGCGGAGGACGAGGGCAGCCGGGACGCCUGCGACCUCCCCGAUGGGCCCAGCGCGCCCGCAGACCGGCAGCAGAGCCUGCGGCAGGAGGUGCUGCGCAGGGCCGAGGCCACGGCCGCCAGCACCAGCCGCUCCCUUUCCCUCAUGUACGAAUCCGAGAGAGUCGGGGUUGCUUCUUCCGAGGAACUUAUCCGUCAGCGAGGAGUCUUGGAACGCACAGAGAAGAUGGUGGACAAAAUGGAUCAAGAUCUGAAGACCAGCCAGAAGCACAUCAACAGCAUCAAGAGUGUGUUUGGGGGACUCGUCAAUUACUUCAGAUCCAAACCAGCAGAGACCCCACCUGAACAGAAUGGUAUCCUGGCCCCGCAGCCCAACAGUAGAUUGAAAGAAGCCAUAACAACAAGUAAAGAACAGGAGUCAAAGUACCAGGCCAGCCACCCAAACCUCAGAAAGCUGGACGAUUCAGACUCCAUCCCCGGAGUGGCUAGUGCUGCUGUCAGUUCUGACGCUUACCCCAAGAACCCGCAUCUUCGCGCCUAUCACCAGAAGAUCGACAGCAACCUGGAUGAACUGUCCGUGGGACUGGGCCGCCUAAAGGACAUAGCCUUGGGGAUGCAGAUGGAGCUCGAGGAGCAAGAUGACAUCCUGGACCAGCUCACGACCAAAGUGGACAAGUUAGGAGUUAAUAUAAAAAGCACAGAAAAGAAAGUCCGGCAACUUUAAAGCCGGAGGUUUUCUACUCCAUUGUGAUGAAGAGAUUCGAAAAGUCUUUUUCAAAUGUACAAGAAAUUUCACCUCCUAUUUUAGUAUGUAAUUUACUGUGUGUUUGCAAAUGUUGUACCAGAGUGGGUUGUAAGAGAUUUUGUUGUUCUGAGGAAGCAUGUGUCCCACUUUUUCUUGGGGUCAGCAUCUCUCUAAGUUCCUUCAGCUGAAUACUUAGUGUUUUGAUCCGAGCGCAGUAGCCUGGCGCCGAAUAUCUCGGGCCUUUGAUUACUGGAAUGAGAAGAAAGAGUUGCAUUUCUCACUUUAAUGAGCAUAUGGAAAGUGGGCAGAAUUUCAAUCUUGGACCCACCACCUCUCUUUCUCUGUUUGCUGUAGCUCUCAUUCCUCAGCCUUCCCUUGAAUCAGAGUGCUGAGGGGCCAUGUGAGCAGGAGUGGGGGAGGGGGUCUUCCCACACCUUUGUUGAGCAGCGAUCAUCCCCUUCCACACUGAGCAAAUUGUGAUUUUCAGCUCCCUGGAAAAGAAUCCGUCAGAUUCAGGAGUGGAGUGUGGCAGCAUUCUUUGCUGUUUUAGAUAGCUGCCCUUUCUUCCGCCACCGCCCCUCCAUCUUUGACAUGGGUUUCAGUAGGAGGGCUCAAAGCAGCACGGCUCAUGUGCCAUCUGGACCCCAUGUGGUCAUCUCUAGCUCUCCCUGUGUGGUUAGGAACCGGCUCAAGGCUGCCUGGCUGACCGACUGCAUGGCCCUGUAGAAUUUGUGGGAACAGAGGAUCACAUAGACGUGAUUUGGAACUUAAUGGCCAAGCAGGGGUCUCCCUCCACCAAGCACCCCAAGCCUCUUGAAGUCACCCUAUUGACCAGACCUGGGGUGUGACAGGUGUUUAUUUAGUACCUGGGGUCUCUCCUGACUUAUCCAGGAUCCCCACCCAUGCCUCUUGCAGAGGAUGGGAUUUGAGACAAGGUGACUAGACUCACCCCUUUGUUCUCUGUCACCCAGUUUCAGGACUGGAACUUGGAGUUCCACAAAUGAUGCUGACUUUGUAUAGGAUUUGGCUUAAAUGCAUACACGUGAUCAUUUUAGUGGAUCCAGCUUGUUCUCUCCUUUCAUCUUACAAAAAAGAUCAUUUAAAAGCAUUUAAAAUUGAUUUCUAUAAUAAAAUGAAUUUCUUUAUGUUGGGACCUCCAAUGAAACGAAGCCACAAGACCCUUGUCUUUUUUGGCCCUUGCCUUUUUUAAGAGCAAAUUAAUUAUUUUAAAGAUGGUGAGACGGGCUGAUUUUGAUAAUGUGACAGGUCAGGAAACAGUUUAAAACAACAGUGCCUUUCACCGUAUAACAUAGUACUGGCCUUGGUGACCUCUGUCAUUGUGUGAUAAUUUCCUCUGCCCUACAGCCUAUGCACAGGAGUCCCUUACGGCAAAAGAAACCUCUUUAAAGUACUGCAGCAACUCACUAGUGUCUGUGUAGCAGUUUAUUUAUAAAAGGCUCAUCCCAUGAUGCAGGACCUUCCUUAAAGUACUGACAGCCUCCAGUGGCAAACACAGCUAGCUGUCUGUAACACCGAUCAUGUCCCAGCCACUUCAGGGAGUCUGAUCCAUGCUCAUCAUGAACAUCCCAGGUAAUCAGUUUAGAGGCUUGCUCAUCAGAUGAGCUCAAUAUUAUUUUCUUGGCAGCUGAUAAAAGGAGCAUUUUCAAUAUACACCCAGCCCAAACAACUAACUCAGAGGGCUUUCACUGCAAACACCGCUCAAAUACCUGAAACCAGAGUGAAGAGCAGCCAUGUGCGCAUUUCCAUUCAUUCCCAUUUUUCCUCUCUAACACCCGUAUUUAUGUCAUAAUAACUUGUUUCUCCUUAUCAUUAGGCCUAGAUUCUGGAAAUUAGUCAAGAUGCCUAAACUUAUUUUUUCAAAUAAAUGUACUUAAAGACCAUUGCCAAACAAUCUCUUCAGCCACCUUCCUGAGGAACGUGGACAGUUUGCAUGAUUGGAUUCGUGAUUUAACUGACUUGAAGCAGAGUAACAUCGGAUUUUAUGUACCGCCCCUGUCUUUUGUUGCACUGAUGAAGCCAGCAUCCCCCCCUUUUUGCCCUAAGCAUAUGGAAGGAGAAAUGCCCUCACUUUUCUAGAAAUUUGUCUUCCUCUGACAUGCUGAAGGGCUCAUGUAUUUUGUUUUUGUUCUUGUUCUAAAGCCUUGGCCGAGGGACUAUCUUUAAGCUACAGUAGCCCACCAUCUUAUUUCUGCUGUAUCUUCACCCUGCUCUCGUGCCACAAAAGACUGGUUACUGAUGCUACUUUAUAAAGCAAAGUUCCUUGCGUUUUCAAAAAGUCUUUUCACAUGGUGAUUGUGAUCAAAAAGAAAACAUUCUACCCUCUAGCCUAGACACAUCUCUGGAGACACUCAACAAAGGUGCCAGGGCUGGGUUUGGCUGUGGGAUGGGCUCCCUCUGGCCAGGUGUGGUCCAUAACACAGAUUUGAUUUCCACAAGUGAGCUGGAUACAAACUGUGCCUUCAAAAAAGUGGCUUUUCUAACUUUAGAUUAUACAUUAAAUGUGCUACUAACUUUAAAAUAAGUGCAUUCUCCUUCAAAGGAAACUUUCUAACAUCUAGUCAUUUAUGACUGAACAGCGGUGGGAUAGUGGGGUUGCCUUCUGGAUGACUUUUUUGCAUUCUGAGGGAAAGAAGACCUGAACUGAACUCAGUUUGCCAGGAAAGAGAUUACUUAGAAUGCGUUUUAAUUUCUCUUUCUCUAACUUCUUUUUGUGAAUAUGUAGUUUUAAGUAUACACUACACCAAUUUAAUAAAAAUCUCAUACUGUCUGCAGAAUUUGUAGUUACCAGUGCUGUUAAGCACCUUCACCUCUGAUAAAUGAAAUGUCUGUGUACAGAAUGAUGAGCUAGUCAUUGAAAGCGCUCACUGUGCCAUGUAGGGCAGGGGGUGUUUGGCCUUUUAUUUGGAAUCUGUAUUGGAACAGCCAUCUCUUAUGCACAAUGCUUUCAGCUCAACAGAUGACCAUACUCCAUAAAAUAAAAUGUGAAGUUGUUUUUUAAUCAAAUUCUGUCUCUUACAUACAUAGUCGUUUUCAAAGAGUUGACUAGAGAGGCUCAUCUUUGUUGAGCCUCUACAUCUGGUUCUCACUGCCACGUUUGGCACCAUGAACAACCUUCGCCUUGAAACCUUCUCAUCUCGUCAGACUGCUUUUCCAGUCUGUCUCCCACCCUCCUGCCCCCUCUGCAGCACCACCUAGGCCAGGGCUCAGCAAACUUUUGUAAAGAGCCAGAGAGUGAAUAUUGUAAGCUCACAGGCCAUACACCCUCUGUGGCAGCUACUCUGUCAUUGUAUCACAAAAGCAUCUGAGGACAGUACAUAAGUGAGUAUGGCUAUGAUCCAAUACAACUUUAUUUAUGGACAGCGAGAUUUGAAUUUCAUAUAAAUUUCACAUGUCGUGAAGUAUUCUCUUGAUUAUUUUUGAACGCUUUAAAAACGUAAAUACCACUUAGUUCAUGGGAGGGCAGCUGACAGCCAGCCACAUUUGGCCUGGGAGCCAUAGUUUGCUACCCGCUAUGUAGACUGCCAAGAGGUACUCCUGUGGUUUGGGGGAGAAGGAUAACUGGCCACUCUACUCUGCAAAUGAGUUUCCCUGCUGCUGGGCAGUACUGCAGCCUGCCGAGAAAGAGCAGGCCAGGCCUAGCCCUGGCUCCACUAUCCUGACUUCAUCUUCAUGCCUAACCUCGUGCCUAGGAAUUGCUUCUAAAUCUGAAAGCUCUGAGGAUGCGCUGGUAGGCCGGGCUGGGCCAGGCCCUGGUAAAUCCAAAGCAGCUUGGAAAUUUUAUCCGUUGGUGGAUCUAAAGGCCACUCUGGUUUCACUGGAUAUCAUUUUUGGGCAUCACUAUAAUUAAGGAAUGAUGAGGGUUUCAACAGUGGACUUUUCUGAGAAGACAGAGGGGAGAGGGCUUUACAGACACAAAGAAGCAUGGGCAAAGACAUCAAGGUGGUUUACUUUGGGGAGCUGCAAGUAGAGGAAAAGCUAGCUUUUGGGUUGUGGGUGAGAGAUGACACUAGGAAAGUAAGCAGGUCCUUAUCGGCCAUAGUGAGGCUUAAGAACAUUGUCCUUCAAUGACAGGGAGGAUUUUAAGCAAGAAAGUGAUGUGAUCAGAUUGGUAUUUUGCAAGGACCAUAAAGAUGCAUACAAAGAUAUAUAAUAGUGGUCAUCACAGCAUUAUCUAUAAGACCAAAAAACCUAGAAACAACCUAACUGAUUAAGGACAUGAUAGAGUAAAUUGUGGUUUACCCAUACCAUAGACAGUUGAGCUGUGAAAAGAGUUUUCAAAGAACAUACAGGACACUGCUUGCAAGAUUAACAUGGGGGAAGAAUGGACAUAAGAUUGAUUAUACAGUAUGGUCCCAAUUUUGUGGACAAGGAGAUCAACAUGUGUAUUUUAAUAAAGAAAAAUCACCCUUACAUUGGUGAGGAGGACAAGCUGGGAGCAGCCUAAAAUGAAAACUUUUGUAAUGGUCCAGGCAAGAACUGAAGGGGAAGCCCAAACUAGAGUAGUGACAAGCCAGGGGCCGAGAGAAUAGAUGGGUUCUGGAGAGCACUAGAUGGGGCAGGCUUUAGCGACUGCUUUUCCAGUGAGGGAUGAUGGAGAGGGAGGAGUUGAAGAUAACAUUCAGGUUUCCAGCCAAAGGGACCAGUAGUUGUUAAGUUGUUAGUUGCCUUCAAGUUGGCUUCGACUCAUGGCAAUCUUACGUAUAACAGAACAAAGCAUUGCCCGGUUCUGCACUAUCUCCAUGAUCUUAGUUAUCUAGUACUGGUAAAACAAAUACCACAAGUGGGUGGCUUUCACAAACAGAAAUUUAUUUUCUCAUAGUUUAGGAGGCUAGAAUUCAAAUUC
Trichechus manatus latirostris (Florida manatee) is the source of this 5816-nucleotide messenger RNA. It is a transcript of the gene SNAP29, whose product is annotated as synaptosome associated protein 29. Gene Ontology annotation, molecular function: syntaxin binding; SNAP receptor activity. Bases 170 to 931 code for a protein of 253 amino acids. NCBI's taxonomy places the organism in Eukaryota, Metazoa, Chordata, Mammalia, Sirenia, Trichechidae. Gene Ontology annotation, cellular component: SNARE complex; plasma membrane. The record is from RefSeq and is a predicted model, not a curated record. The transcript has 5 exons. Gene Ontology annotation, biological process: synaptic vesicle priming; exocytosis; synaptic vesicle fusion to presynaptic active zone membrane.